GGCGCUCCAUGAGCCGCCGCCGCCGCGGGGGGGCUCGGCGCUGCGCUCGCUCCCCGCCGCCGGUGCCGGGAUGUGACUUGCGGCGGGCUGGCGGACAGAGCUGCAACAGCCAGCAGACAGAAAAAUGAAAACCUACCGAGCCAUUGGGUUCUUCCUCCUCUUCGUGAUCAGCUAUGGCUCUUCUGAAAACUCAAGUACGUCUCGAGGAUGUGGACUGGAUCUUCUCCCUCAGUAUGUUUACCUGUGUGACCUGGAUGCCAUCUGGGGAAUAGUGGUGGAGGCAGUUGCAGGGGCAGGUGUGCUGACCACGCUACUGCUGAUGCUGAUUUUGCUGGUGAGGCUACCCUUCAUCAAGGACAAAGAGAAGAAGAGCCCCCUGGGAAUGCACUUCCUCUUUCUUUUUGGGACUCUAGGACUGUUUGGGCUGACGUUUGCUUUCAUCAUACAAGAAGAUGAAAUGGUUUGCUCUACCCGAAGAUUUCUGUGGGGAGUUAUCUUUGCUUUGUGCUUCUCAUGCUUGCUAGCUCAAGCCUGGAGACUUCGUAGACUAGUUCGCCAUGGGAAGAGUCCAUCUGGCUGGCAUCUAGCUGGUGUGGCAAUCUGCCUGAUGCUCGUUCAGGUUAUUAUUGCAACUGAGUGGUUAAUACUGACAGUUGUCAGAGAUAACAAGUUGGCCUGCAGCUACGAACCAAUGGAUUUUGCUAUGGCUUUGAUUUACGUUAUGUUCCUGAUGGUAUUUACCAUGGGAUUUUCUCUUUUCACUCUCUGUGGGAAGUUUAAGAAAUGGAAGAAAAACGGAGUAUGCCUCAUUAUAACACUUUUUUUUUCCAUUCUGAUUUGGGUAGCCUGGAUGACUAUGUACCUCUUUGGUAAUGCUGAGCUAAAGAGAAGAGACAAAUGGAGUGAUCCCACUCUUGCUAUUGCACUGGUGUCCAGUGGUUGGGUGUUUGUUAUUUUUCACGCCAUCCCAGAGGUUCACUGUACCAUCCUUCCAUCACAGCAGGAAAACACUCCCAAUUAUUUUGAUACUUCGCAGCCAAGGAUGCGUGAAACUGCUUUUGAGGAAGAUAUACAGCUUCCUCGGAGCUACAUGGAAAAUAAAGCCUUUUCAAUGGAUGAACAUAAUGCAGCACUAAGAACAGCAGGAUUUCGAAACGGCAGUUUGGGAAGCCGACCUAGUGCUCCUUUUAGAAGCAAUGUUUAUCAGCCAACUGAGAUGGCAGUUGUGCUAAAUGGUGGGACUAUACCAACUGCUCCGCCAAGUUACACUGGACGACACCUCUGGUGAAAGGCUGUAGGCUGUAGAGAGUAAGAAUCCUUAUUGCAGAUGUUGUUCCCUGGCAAUGUGUCUUUGAGGGAGGAAUCCAUAACAGUACCAGAACAAAGCAACAAACCAUCCAGGAUCUUUCGAAAUCCUACAGAGGAUUUUGUCUAAAUGUGAACACCAUUGAACUAAUAAGAUAACUGCAAAAACAAAGUUGGAAAACUGAAGCUGAGUCUAAUUUAAAAUAGCAGUAGGCACACCUGAAAUUGGAAGAGAGGGAUAUUGCAUUCUGAAAUGUAUGAUAUUCUCUUGUCCGCAACUAGUGUGUGAGGCAAGCCUGCUUUUGCUGGUUGCCAGUUGCUUGCAAGAUACCCUCCUCUCACCUAAACUUAGGUCAUGUUGCCACAAGAGAUUGCCACUACAGCAUGAAAACAUGCCAGAUUUCUUUCCAUUUUGCUCCUUUUCCCUUCAUUUCAAAUGACAUGAGAAGUAUCUUGUUUGCUUCAUUAUCUAGCUGUACUGUACAGUCACGUAGCAUCAUGUGUGUGGAUAAGCAUUGUCACUCUGUGGCAACUAAAUUACCAUUACACUGUAGGCUGAUACUCUUUAAAAAGCUGGUGUAGGAAAUGCAGUUCUGGAGGGAUGAAAGGUCUAUGUAUGUUUCAAGCAAGUUAUGGAGCUUCUUGAGGCAGAGAGAAAAAGCAUAGGUCUAGCACAGAGGCAGCUCUCCUUGACCACAAGGGACAGAUUCCCAGUUGUUCCAGCCUCAACCCUGGGUGCAAGGAAAGAGUCGCACACUCUCAUGUCUCCUACAGACGAAGCCAUGAAGCGUAACUAUGGAAGGAUGUACUCUUGCAAAGACUUAGCUGAGGACAGAAUGUGUGGCUUGAGUUUUCCAGGAGUUCAUUGUGAUGGUGGAUUAAGGGCAACCCACUCUACUGCCCAAGCAAGCCUGUUCUGGGUGUUGAUGGUACCAAGCAGGACACCAGUGGCAGCUAAGAAGCACUGACCACCUUUCAGGAGAAACUCAGCAGCAGAUAGGGUCAAGACCUUCCUUUCUAAUCCCUGUUCGUACGAGUAGUCCCCUUGACUGCAGCUGUUUGUGCAUUUCAAUGUGGUUGUGCAUUUUAGUGCCUAGCUAAUAGAAUCUCCGUGCUGGAGGUGGUUUGUUGUUGUUUUUGUUUUUUUUUUUUAAGAUGGUUUCUUCCCUACUCCUCCUUCCCUCCACCUUUCUGGGUUGAUAGAAGGCAGACUUUCUCAAAGCUUUUUAUCUUUGCUUUUUUCCAGGUUAUUUAAAAGGUUCCCAUUGCCCAUUGUUUGUGCCAUGGUUUUCAUUAUGUUUAAGCAAUCAUUCCUUUAUUUAACAUCUAAUGCAUAUCGGACAUUAAAAACAUCGUUGUAUCCUCACUGUUUGGCCAAUGUUAACCCUAGCUUUCCUUGAUACUAAAAGCUAAUUGUUUUUACUUGAGGGCAUAGGAAACAUAUAACAAUUAAACUUUGCAUAUGCUGUAAUAAAAAUAUAUAUUUUCAAACUAAAAAAAUGUAAUGUACAAAUAACUGAAUAACUUGGUAGCUUCACAGACAGAAGUUACUUGCUGUAUACUGCAAAAGAAAGACAAGCUUUUUAUUUUUCAAGCGUCUUCCUGAUUCUUCAUGUACCUCCAUUCCUACUGAAUUAGGAACCUAGUCCUGCAGACUUGUACUCCCACCAGUAGUCCCAUCAACACCAGUAGGUCUACAUACAGGUAUGGAGGCUGCAAGACCAGUCCCUAAGUGUUGCACACAGAUAUAGAUGUAUAUAUAUAUAGAGAGAAAAAAAUAUAUAUUGCCAUUCUUGCCAUGAUCAUCUUAUGGUGUUUUAUUUCAAAGCCCUUCUGUUCCAGAAGCAAAGUUUUUCUGUCAUGCAUGAGUAAAGGAGUAUGUUAACUCCCCCCUGCCCUUCUCGCCUCGAGGCAAAGGAAGCAUGUGCUUGGUUUUGGGAUUGCUUAUUUUAUUUUGUAAGUAACUAGAUGGCCUUAGCAACCAAGUAGGGUAGGGGUGGAUAUUGCAUGCUAUCCAGUGACUUAGAAAUACAUUUUGCUUGCCUUAAGCAAAACUUUGAUCAAAUAAGAUAGUAUUUAAAAUAAUAAGUUACCCAGAAGAUGCAUCAUUUGGAACAACAAAAAAUCUAUUACCAUCAAUUGCCUGCAGAAAUUUGCUUUUAGAAAACAAAU
Messenger RNA from Neopsephotus bourkii (Bourke's parrot), 3477 nucleotides. RefSeq names its product G protein-coupled receptor class C group 5 member B (gene GPRC5B). Gene Ontology annotation, biological process: G protein-coupled receptor signaling pathway. The record is from RefSeq and is a predicted model, not a curated record. The transcript has 4 exons. Gene Ontology annotation, cellular component: extracellular exosome; plasma membrane; signaling receptor complex. Gene Ontology annotation, molecular function: G protein-coupled receptor activity; protein kinase activator activity; protein kinase binding. Bases 125 to 1288 code for a protein of 387 amino acids. Lineage: Eukaryota; Metazoa; Chordata; Aves; Psittaciformes; Psittacidae.